Messenger RNA from Zophobas morio, 2108 nucleotides. RefSeq lists its product as uncharacterized. Gene Ontology annotation, molecular function: DNA binding. NCBI's taxonomy places the organism in Eukaryota, Metazoa, Arthropoda, Insecta, Coleoptera, Tenebrionidae. Gene Ontology annotation, cellular component: nucleus. The coding region runs from base 174 to 2108 and encodes 644 amino acids. The record is from RefSeq and is a predicted model, not a curated record. The transcript is spliced from 2 exons.
UAAUACGGCAUACUAGAUAAAAUGGCAUAUCAUGUGUAUUGUGGAAACUAAAAAGAAAAUUUAAACUUGGCGCCAAUAACUAUAACGAAUUUUUGUUUGCGUGAAGAUGUAUCCAACAGUCAUGGCUGUGAUCGGUGUUGGAAGCAGGUGACAUGUGAUUCUUUUCUCGAAGUAUGGGAAAUAAUUAUAUUCGUAAAACAAACCGACAGAAAUGGUCUGAGGCCGACAUGCUUCAAGCUAUAGAUGCGGUGCGAGCUAAACGCAUGGGAUGGCUUAAAGCCACUAAAAUGUACAAUGUCCCAUUUGGGACUUUAAGACGCCGGGUAAAUAAUAUGAAUAAACGUGUUAAAGGUACCCAAAAAGGAAUGGGAACGAGCACGACAAUACCACUUGAAGCUGAGCAAGAAAUUGUUAAUCAUAUUCUUGAUUUAGAAUCAAGAUUAUUUGGUGUUACAGCUCUUGAAUUAAGACAGCUGGCCUUUAAAAUUGCAACUGAGAGAGGCUAUUCUCAUAAAUUUAAUACAGAAAAACAAUUGGCGGGGUGGGACUGGUUAAGCGGGUUUCGCCGAAGACAUCCGGAAAUAUCACUUAGAGCUCCAGAAGCGACGUCAGCAGCAAGAGCCAAAGGUUUUAAUAAAGUCCAGGUGAAGAAAUUUUUUGACUUACUCACUGACACCAUGACUAAUGAAAAUAUUCCUACUAGUAGAAUUUAUAACAUGGAUGAGUCUGCCUUGACAACAGUACAUAAGCCUCCAAGGGUAUUUGCCCGCAAAGGAAAAAAACAAGUAGGCGCUCUUACUAGUGGCGAAAGAGGCCAACAUGUAACAGUAGUGGCUUGUAUGAGUUCUGGUGGUCGUUUUAUUCCUCCAGCAUUAAUAUUUCCAAGGAAAAACUAUAAAGCUGAGUAUUUUGAUGGAUGCCCACCUGAAACGUUAGGAUUGUGUUAUGAAACUGGAUAUAUGGUCUCAGACCUUUUCAGUAAAUGGAUGGAUCAUUUCAUUAACCACGUGAAACCAUCAAAAGAAGAAAAAGUUCUACUAAUCGUGGAUGGACACAGCAGCCACAAAUCGUUAAAUGCUCUUGAAAAAGCCAAGAAACACGGCAUUGUUUUGUUAUGUUUACCAGCUCAUUGUACACAUCGGCUCCAACCGCUAGAUGUCUCAUUUUUUGGCCCUUUGGAAACUUAUUUCAAUGCAGCAUGUGCCCUUUGGAUGAAAAAUCAUGUGGGAAGAACAAUAACUUUAUACCAGAUAAGUGGAUUAUUUUGUGCUGCUUAUUCAAAAUCUGCUACUGUUGAAAAUGCUUUAAGUGGUUUUCGAAGUUCGGGCAUAUCACCAUUAAAUCCAGACAUUUUCCCCGACCAUUUGUACGCACCAAGUGAAGUUACUGACAAUCAAAAUUGGUAUGAUGAAAACACCAACAAAGCUAACUUUACUGUGGAGGAAAAUGUUGACAAUAGUAAUAAUAAUGAGAAAGUAAACAGUGAAAGGGCAGAAAUUAUAGAAAAUGUCGUACUUGAUAAACAAGAAACAGCUAGUAAAAAAAAAGAAAUAGUUGAAAUUAACCAGAAAACUGAUAAAAGUGAUAAUAUAAACCAAGCUAGUUCCUCAUCACUCGAAAAUAAUUAUCAAAUUCACAUUGGAAAAGAUAGGAGUAGUGAGGGCAAGUCUAAUCUCGAUAUUUCCAUAAAAGAGUGUCUAAAUUUACUGUCUCCUAUACCUGUAAUUGAGAAGACGGUUUCUGGAAAAAAAAGCAAAAAACGGCAAUCACAGGGAACUGCAGUUUUAACAAAAAGCCCUUAUAUUGCGGAACUGAAAGAUAAAGAAGCGAAUAAAAUGAAAAAAACGUUGAGAGCGUCAGCUAGAAUAAUCAAACAUAAACUGUUCCAACCUACGUGUGAUACAAGUAGUGAAGAAAAUGAUCAUUGGGAAGAUUUCGAAGACGAUGAAGAUGAUGCGUGUUGUCUUUAUUGCAAUGAUAGUUACAAGAGAUCUAGAGCCGGUGAGAAGUGGAUAAGGUGCAUUAGCUGCAAAAAAUGGUCCCAUGUCGAAUGCUCAGGAGUUAGUCCCAAAACGAAGCAGUUUAUCUGCGAAAUUUGCGAAGAAUGA